AUGUCACCUAUCAGUAAAAAAGCAAAGAAGGAAUCGUCCGAGAAAGAGCUAGAAGGCUUCUUGUUUGGUGAUACUACUGAAGAAUUAUGGACAAAGACUGGACAAGAGCUCGAUGCUGAUCAAGCUCAAGACAGCAAUGCUGAAGAUGAUGAUGAGGAGGAUAACGAAGAGGCCUUCUUCUUUGAUUCUGGACCAGUUACCUUUACAAUGGAUGCGCCAACAUUAGGUGCUGACGGUUCAGACAGUGAAAUUGAUUAUGAAGCAGAACAAGAAAAUGAAGAGGAUAACGAGGAAGACGACAGCGAUGAUAGUGAUGACAGUGCGAAUAACGACAGUAAUGCUGCCUGGGAAGAUGAAGACGAUCAACGCUUAAAGAUUUCAUUAACUGCUACCAACAUUACAAAGAAGCUUCGUAACGACGAAGAAGAAGAUGUCAUUGAUGGCGUCGAAUACACUCGCAGACUACGCAAACAAUUCAACAAAAUCUACCCAAAGCCUGAUUGGGCCCGACUUCCAUCAGAGAUCAAGGCAGAACAGAGAAAACGUAAAGCAUCAUCCAACAGCUCUGACGAGGAAGACGAUGAUGAUAUGGAUAGAGAUGAGGAUGAGCUGGACGACAAAGCUAGAUUAGACUUGUUGAAGAGUACAAUGGGCAUUUUAGAGAGAAGAUCAGGAAAGAAUACCAUUUCACCCAGAAAAUUAGACAUUUUGCGUGUGAAGAAUGCCAACCGUGCAGUGCCUAGAUCCUAUAAAUUAAUCACCUCUAUCGCAUUCCACCCCAACGCACAAGUCAUGUUGACAGCUGGCCUCGAUAAAACACUCAGAUUAUUCCAAAUCGACGGCAAAAUCAACCCAAAGAUCCAGUCUGUCAUGUUUAAGGAUAUGCCCAUCUAUCACGCCGAAUUUCACCCUUCUGGAGAUCAGAUCAUUGUCAGUGGACGUCGCAAGUUCUUUUACAUUUACGACAUUCAGUCGGGUAUCAUUGACAAAUGUCCUGGUAUCUGGGGAAAAGACGAAAAAUCACUAGAAAAAUUCUCCAUCAGUCCUUGUGGUCGUUAUAUCGCAUUUUUGGGCUCAAGUGGUACCAUCAUCAUUGUCAGCUAUUUAACAAAGAAAUGGUUCUGUGAUCUGAAAAUGAACGGUACAGUGGAUUCAGUGAGUUGGAGUGCUGAUGGUACAUUUGUCUUUGGUUUUGGAUCUGCUGGUGAGGUGUAUCAGUUCAACGUGGUAGACAAAGAAUGCGUCAAACGCUGGGUGGAUGAUGGCUGUAUUGGUGCCUCUGUUUUGCGAGUCAGUCCCAACGAGAAAUACUAUGCCACUGGUUCAUCCACUGGUGUUGUCAAUCUCUACGACAGAUCAGUACUGGAACCCAACAACGCUAGGCCCACACCUAUAAAAGCCAUCACCAACUUAACAACAAGAAUCAACAAUAUCGUUUUUAACCAUGACUCACAGUUGAUGGUGAUUGCCAGUCAGUCAAAGAAGGAUCAAUUACGAGUGAUUCAUGUACCCACAGCCACUGCCUACAGCAACUGGCCCACUGAUAGAACCCCUCUCAGUGAUGUUGUCGCUGUGGCCUUUUCUCCCAACAGUGAUUACCUUGCAGUGUCAAAUGAAAAGGGUCAUGUUCUGCUCUAUACAUUGAAACACUAUGCUCUUCAGUAA
Mucor velutinosus is the source of this 1665-nucleotide messenger RNA. RefSeq lists its product as uncharacterized. The record is from RefSeq and is a predicted model, not a curated record. NCBI's taxonomy places the organism in Eukaryota, Fungi, Mucoromycota, Mucoromycetes, Mucorales, Mucoraceae. Gene Ontology annotation, cellular component: small-subunit processome; Pwp2p-containing subcomplex of 90S preribosome. The coding region runs from base 1 to 1665 and encodes 554 amino acids. Gene Ontology annotation, molecular function: protein binding. Gene Ontology annotation, biological process: rRNA processing. The transcript has 5 exons.